Molecule: messenger RNA, 1536 nt
Organism: Hordeum vulgare subsp. vulgare (domesticated barley)
Lineage: Eukaryota; Viridiplantae; Streptophyta; Magnoliopsida; Poales; Poaceae
Exons: 2
Coding region: 1123-1536 (137 amino acids)
Source: RefSeq, a predicted model, not a curated record
UAAUCCCCAUCACAAGAGGAUUGAAGAGGAUUAAGGUGGAAUUUGACUUACAGGGAUUUAAUCCUCCUUAAUCCAUUCCAAUCCCCUUCAAAUCUGUUGCAACCGAACAAGGCCCAAAGGAGUACGGGUACUGUACACCAAGCUGCGGCUAUGCAUGUUUCUUGAAGACAACAUGGGAUUGGACGCCAUCUACAUCCUUUCUCGGCUUUCGGUGCACCCUACCGAUCUCAAGGAUUUCCCCAGUGUUGACGGGAAUGGUUCGAGGCAGGAGGCUGAAAACUAACCCAGACCCGCUCGCUGGACAGAGCAGUGGCCAUCCGUUUCUCCGCGUAUCUCUCGUACCUGCCCUCUCUCUGUGAAGGUACGAAUGAGAAUGACCACGUGCAAGAUUGGUGAUUAACAAGGCGUGCCUGCCAUGCCGAACUAGUGGCAUCGGUAAGAACAACGAGGGUUCCAAAACCCGGCCAUACAGCCGAUCAUCUAAGUUGUCACUACUAAAUUCUAUCGUCAACAGUGAGCGCCUUGGAGCUCGAGUCAUGGCUAAACCUGCAUUCCACGUACCCUCUUCUUCUUCUUCUUCUAAAGUUGCCUACACGUACUCUGGUGCCGCUAUAUAUGGGCCCGUGCCAUCCAUCAGUUGGCUACCGUGUCCACUCCAUAGAAUUCCUCAACUUUUUGUUGCAAGAGAGCACCACAAGCACCUCAUGAGGGUACGCACGCACCGCGCAAGCAUUCUCUUCUGUGUUCGUCUCAACUUGUGACUCUCAAUGAAUGGCAUAUGAACAGGAGGCUAAUUCUUCUUGUUUUUGCUGCCUCAGGAUUUCAGCCGGGUGCACACCAGGCUUCACGGGUCACAUUGCAGCAACAGGAGAUCAGGGUUCGGCGCACGUUGGGGUCGACGUAAGUGGCACGCUCAACCUCUCUACAGCCUGAGAAUAUUCAGUGCAUAAUUUGACACUUCCACUGGAAAUCACAUUUUCUCUCCAUCUUGCAGCAGCAGCUGACAUUUCUGGUUACGGUGAACCUCAUCAGGAUGACGAGCUCCGCAGCAACUGGUGCCCGGCAGUGCUGUCGAUCGGGACGUUCGGGACAGUCAAAGGCCGCAGGGGCGAUCUGCAGAAGAUGCAGGAGGAGCUCACAUUGCUCAUGAGCGCCAAGGCCAUGGCCGCAGCAGCGGCGGAUGGAGAGGAAGACAAGAGUCAAAACCUGACGCCGAAGAGGUCCCCGAAUAGAGGGAUGGUCAAGCACAGGUCCUUCAGGAAGUUCAUGUCAAUUGCCUUCAGCAGCUUCCUGCCCAGACCAAUCUUCAGGGGAACGACGCAUGAACCCAAACCCACUGAGGUACCCUGGCCAUCGCCCUAUGACGACAUGCCCGGCGAUAACUGGGCGAUGUCAGAGGCAACGAUCAAGAGCUACCGCACGGCGCAUUUGCCCUGGAGAGGCGUAGCGACGUGUGAGGAACAAGGGUGCAAAUGGAUCAGAACAGAUUCAGAGUGUAAGCUUAUCUUUGACAAAGUGCCAAUGCUUGCGAGCUGA